AUGGAACAAACUUUUAUCAUGAUCAAGCCCGACGGCGUCCAGAGGGGUCUUGUCGGUGAAAUCAUCUGCAGGUUUGAAAAGAAGGGUUUCACUUUGAAAGGUCUAAAGCUGAUCACUGUGGACCGCCCUUUUGCUGAGAAACAUUACCAGGACUUGUCUGCCAAGCCCUUCUUUAGCGGUCUUGUUGAUUACAUCAUUUCUGGCCCAGUCGUUGCAAUGAUCUGGGAGGGGAAGAACGUUGUUCUGACUGGAAGAAAGAUCAUCGGAGCAACAAACCCUGCAGCUUCUGAACCAGGAACCAUCCGUGGUGAUUUUGCAAUUGACAUUGGCAGGAACGUGAUCCAUGGGAGUGACUCAGUGGAGAGUGCUAACAAGGAAUCUGCCUUGUGGUUCCCUGAUGGACCUGUCAACUGGCAGAGUAGCCUUCAGCCUUGGAUCUACGAGUGA
This is a messenger RNA of Microthlaspi erraticum, 447 nucleotides long. Lineage: Eukaryota; Viridiplantae; Streptophyta; Magnoliopsida; Brassicales; Brassicaceae. The record is from the annotation of a GenBank genome assembly.